Molecule: messenger RNA, 1137 nt
Organism: Aspergillus niger
Lineage: Eukaryota; Fungi; Ascomycota; Eurotiomycetes; Eurotiales; Aspergillaceae
Exons: 2
Coding region: 1-1137 (378 amino acids)
Biological process (GO): G protein-coupled receptor signaling pathway
Cellular component (GO): G protein-coupled receptor homodimeric complex; membrane
Molecular function (GO): pheromone binding; mating-type factor pheromone receptor activity
Source: RefSeq, a predicted model, not a curated record
AUGGCCUCAACUGAUCCUUUUGCCCAAAACGUCACCUUCCAUACUGGCGAUGGAACCCCCUUCGAGGUGAACGUGCAGGAAAUUGACACAUUCUUGCAGUACUGUAUUCAGAUCUGCACCAACUAUGGCGCCCAGCUCGGAGCUUCCAUCGUGCUCUUCGUCAUCCUCCUGCUCCUGACCAGACCCGAGAAGCGCAGCUCCAGCGUCUUCAUCCUCAAUUGCGCUGCACUGCUCUCCAACGUCGGCCGUCUCUUUUGCCAGAUCUUGUAUUUCACUACCGACUUCGUGAGAGUGUAUGCCUACUUCUCCGGAGACUUCUCUCGAGUGCCAACCUCCGCAUACGCCAACUCCGUCAUCGCAGUGGUAUUCUACACCAUCCUCGUGAUAUGCAUCGAGGCCUCGCUCGUCCUGCAGGUCCAGGUCAUCUGUGCGAACCUCGGUCGUGUAUACCGACAGGUCCUUCUCUCACUGUCCAUCGUGGUUGCACUGAUCCCAGUCGGAUUCCGUAUGGCCAUGAUGGUCGAGAACGCCAUUGCAAUCAUGGCAGCCGAAAGCAGCAUUCCUCUCAUCUGGCUUCAAAGUGCAGAGAACAUCACCGCCACAAUCAGCAUCUGCUUCUUCUGCGCCGUCUUCGUUGCCAAGCUCGGAUUUGCCAUUCGUCAGCGCCGCAGACUCGGCGUGCGAGACUUUGGCCCAAUGAAGGUCAUCUUCAUUAUGGGUUGUCAGACUCUGGUCAUUCCAGCCACCUUCUCAAUCAUCCACUACAUCGCCGCCGUCCCGGCUCUAUCCUCCAACGUGGCCACCCUAGUCACCAUCUCCCUUCCCCUCUCCUCUAUCUGGGCUGGUGUCGCCUUGACCAAAGUCUCCUCUGGCGCUGGCACUGGCUCUGGCACCGGAUCUGGCUCGUCAGGCCGCAAUCUUUGGAACGUGCUCUCCUUCCCUGUCUGGGACAGUAGAAACACUACCAGUACUACUACCUCUUCCUCGACGCCAACUGUGAAUCCAGUCUCAACCUGCUACGCGGACAAUGGUUCCUCUAAGCAGUGCAAGCAGCAGACUAACACUGAAGAAAUUGGCAUUACUGUCGAACAUGAGAUCUCAGUGCAGAGCUUCAAGAGGGAAAAGGAUAUGGUUUGA